AUGCCUCGAAUCACCCGGGGUCCAUUGACCAUCCGAACAGAACUGUCCGGCCCAGGCGCAAGUCCUGAACGAGACAAACUGUUACGGUUGGUCAAAUCGAUCGAGAUCAACCCGAAGAUCGCAUCUCUCCUGAAAAAGCCUACAUGGUCGGUAGCUUCUCUGAUGCCGCCAACCUCUACAUCUACAUCUCCGUCUACACAACCCAGCACCAGUACCAGCGAAAACGUGAACCCCGGACUCAGUGCGAAGAAGGAUUCCAACGUGAAACCGAAAACGAAAGAGAAGACGGAAGACUCCUCCGACGCAGAGUCGGAAGUGACGCCCUCGAAACUCCAGCACCUCCUCCGUCUCUCCGCGCUGCCCCCUCCCAAAUCCGCGCAAGAACAGACCGAGAUGCUCCGAACCCUCCAGCAACAACUGCACUUCGUCAAGGAGAUCCAGAAAGUCGACACCACGGGCGUGACGCCGCUGGUCGCGCUGCGUGACGAGACCCAGGAGGCGCGGCAAGAGCGGGGAUUCACCCUCGAUUCGCUACAGGAGUAUUUGCGCAUGGAAGAGAAAGUGGGCGUCAAUGGAACCAUACGCAGGCGCAAGAUGCCUGUCGACUGGAGCAAGGAGUUUUCUAGUAGACUGAACCCGAACCCGGAGAAGGGUGUGCCGGACAGACAGGAUGAUCGGGUCCUCGCGCCGUUCGAGAUGGGCGAGGGUGAUGCCAGUAGGAAGAGGGGACAGUUCUUCUUUGUCAAGAGGAGUAAGAAGGAUGAGGGCUUGACGCAGGGAGAAGGAUGA
This is a messenger RNA of Capronia coronata CBS 617.96, 789 nucleotides long. RefSeq lists its product as uncharacterized. NCBI's taxonomy places the organism in Eukaryota, Fungi, Ascomycota, Eurotiomycetes, Chaetothyriales, Herpotrichiellaceae. Gene Ontology annotation, biological process: regulation of translational fidelity; glutaminyl-tRNAGln biosynthesis via transamidation. Bases 1 to 789 code for a protein of 262 amino acids. Gene Ontology annotation, molecular function: glutaminyl-tRNA synthase (glutamine-hydrolyzing) activity. The record is from RefSeq and is a predicted model, not a curated record. The transcript has a single exon.